AGGUGGAUCGGUGUAGCAGAUGAAGGACGUGUGCGUGUGAGAGUACAAGACGGUUCCCCCUCCCCCGGCUAUCAAGACUACACGCAGCUUCAAGAACUAAUGGGGGAUUACAAGUUUAGUGUCAAUUCUAACGUUGGGUCUGUUUCAUCUGUGGAAUUUCCCGCAAGUUCGACUAGUAGUUCAUCGCUGUUUUUUACGACACCAACGUCUGUGCCGGAUACUAUUUCGUCACAUCAGCAUUCAACUAUGCAAGAUGAACUUUUGAUAGAAAAAACUGCUGUAAAAACGACGCAGCAACUUUCACCGAAUUCAGAUGUCAACGGAGAGCAGGCAGUGAAAACCAAAGAAGAUGAAACUUCAUCUGGAAACAUUGUGCAGACUGAAAACAAGCAGAACGAACAGUCACAGAUCGGGCCUGCCGUUACUGCUCCGCUCCAGCUCGGAACUGGAUUUAAUGUAUCUGAACCUAGUCUUAACGUGAUUAAUUCUAGUAAUACUUCCACGGCUAGCUUGUGGUCUUCAGGACCGAUGGAGGAGGGUCUUUUGCACAGUUUAAAUGUACCUGCUGUAAAUGGGACCUUAGCAUUUCAGAAUUUUCCUCCUACUAAUCCAAAUCCUUUAUAUAAUACUAGUUUAGGACCUCAGAUCGCAGGCUUACCACAGUCGCAAGGACAGCCUCCACAAAGGCGAGCCAUCACAGCAACUCACAACUUUCCACAUAAUUUAUCUCGCCAGAUCCAGCACCAAAAUCAUCCGCAGAAUAUGUUUAUGGCUAAUAAGGGUUAUACUUCUUGGUCCAGUCCUCAGCAAAAUACAUGGUCACCGGGCCCGCAGAACCAAGCUAACAUGCAAGGUUUGUCACCGUGGAAUAGAGGAAGAUCUGUACCAAAUUUGAAUCCACUUCAAACCAUGGGUAACAUGGGCAAUCUAGGCAACAGGAAACCUAGUCCAACAUUUAAUCAUCAACACUCCGGAAUGGUUAUUUCACCGAUAAAAUUUCGACGCAGUACUUCAUACCCAGGCAAAGGACUUUUUCCUCAACCACCAACGUUUGAAAUUACCAACAUGGAUGAAAACAGAGAAGUGCUGCUUCCUUAUCCGACCGCCAGAAGCACUGACAGCCAAGAUGCUUUCCUGCCGGGGUUCAGCUGUAAGAAAGGCCGACGCCCGUAUGUUGGGACAGUGACCUGAGGGCAAGGCAACCGUGCUCCUCACUUGUUUUGACACCGGCUUGAGCACACCUUGAUGAGGACCGCCAACCACCGCCAUUCUGUAGAGGCUUUGCCAGAACAUCGCCGAAAGUGCGGCGGGAUGCCCGUAGAUAUGGAAUGUUUGGAGAAAAGACGUCGAACGAAUUGCAGUGUGUAAAGUAUGCAAUGAUUAUAAUUAUAGAGGAAUUUAUGGAACUCGUUUGAUUAUUCCCUUCAAGUAUUGACAGAUUGUCUCAGACGUGUCCAAAUGCAGCUGUUGUUUGCUAUGUAAACACAGCAUAUUGAUGAGACCUUCUCCUAUCUCUCUCACUCUUGUGUUGUCUGUGAUGGUUGAAACUUAAGUCCACAAUCGUAUCAAGCAUAAUUUCAGACCACGUAUUUGUGUACUUCGCUUCUGAUUAGUUUCUUUACCGAAAUAAAAAUGUCUGAUUGUGCCAUGUAAUUUUUUGAAUCCAGACUCAUACA
This is a messenger RNA of Schistocerca serialis cubense, 1676 nucleotides long. Its product is annotated as cytoplasmic polyadenylation element-binding protein 3-like. Bases 100 to 1191 code for a protein of 363 amino acids. NCBI's taxonomy places the organism in Eukaryota, Metazoa, Arthropoda, Insecta, Orthoptera, Acrididae. The record is from RefSeq and is a predicted model, not a curated record. The transcript has 2 exons.